Messenger RNA from Trypanosoma conorhini, 2835 nucleotides. RefSeq lists its product as uncharacterized. Bases 1 to 2835 code for a protein of 944 amino acids. The transcript has a single exon. The record is from RefSeq and is a predicted model, not a curated record. Lineage: Eukaryota; Euglenozoa; Kinetoplastea; Trypanosomatida; Trypanosomatidae.
AUGGAGAAGAAGCCGCCCUCGCUCUGUGCCCGCCUGGAGAGGGCCAUCACGGCUUUUCUCUACACCGGCCCUCCCGGGCGUUCGCGGGCGUGGCUGAUGGGGCUGCAGGUUCCGCUGUGGUUCUGGACGCACCAGCUCACCGUGGAGGGCGAGCGGGAGGGACGCGAGGUGCAGAAGGUGGUGAAUCUGCUGCGCUGGUUCCACGACAAUGGCGCAAGUCUGACGCAAGUCGCGGUUGUUGUCCCGGGGGAGGUGAAGGUGCGGCUGCGGGCCGAGCUGUUGACGGCGCUGCAGAUCGGCACGGUGUCAGACGAGUUGGCGCUGCCGACGCUGUUGGCGCCACACGAGUUGACCGCGAUGAAUGGCCGUGACCGCGUUGUGCACCAGUUUGAGGUUGUUCUUUAUGUCUUGGCCCUCCCCCCAGUGGGCCGCUGCCUGCCUGUGGCGAUGCAGCAAGAGCAGUUUCUUGGCGACGCGAUUGCGAGCGCCAGAGGUGCGUUUAUUUUAAUUGGGGACGUGGGCUGGACCGCACCGCACAUCACAGUCCACUGGCCGCAGUGGAGAACGUUUGUCAUGAAGUUAGAGGAGGAGACGCCCCACGUUUCCUCACAAGGCAAUGCAAAGUUGCCUGAUGCUGCGAGAUUUCCCACGUUGGUGGGGACCCACAUCCCGUUAUGUUGUGCAAGGCACGUGGAGCAGCGGCAGCUGGAGCACGGCGUCGCGCCAAUCGCCCGCACCUGCCGGCGGUUGUGUCUUCAGCCCUUUCUUUGUCAGCGGGAGGGGCAUGUGUGCCUGGAGCCAUGCCACCCACGUGUGUCGCAUACAAACUGCCCGUACGCAUGCCAAACGCUUCUGCCGUGUGCCCAUGAGUGCUUGCAGAGCUGCUCAGAGCGAUGUAAUUGCUUUGAAGUCCACGAGCAUCCCCUUGCCUGCUCCCACAAGACUGUUAUCGGCAUGGAUAAGGUUACCAUGCAGCCCAUCUACGCCGAGGUUCGACAUAUAUUUAAAGGCUACUGCGUCGAUGCCGAGUUCCCCUGUGUUGUUGAAUAUACUACCGACUGUGCACGGUGUUUAGGGCCCUUGACAACGACGUGUUCGGAGGCGCGGCAGCAGAACCAUACCUUGGAGCAGAAGACAAUGUUGUGCCCAGGCUGCAUUCGUUUGGAGCGUGAGGUGCGGGCCAAAGUUUUGGGCGAAAUUCUUGUCAAGACAGAGGAGGCGAAACGGCAGAUGAAGGUGGAGAUGCAGCGAAGUUUGCACCAGCAGCGAAAGGCGUCGUCGCAGGGGCUGUUUCAGGAGGGCAGUCGCGUUACAAUAUGCGACGUUCUCAAGAUUGUCAAGCCCUUGUGCGCCGAUGCGGACUUCCCUGGUGUGCAGUUUGUGGACUACGACGCUCCCGAUUUCCAUGCCAGCAUGGAUGGGGCGUAUGGGACGUUUGUCAGCCGCCACGUGGAUAUUGACGACCUCAGCGAGGUGCGCAACCUUAUUCGACUGCGCGACGGCAAGCACGUGCUGGUGGCUGACGGCGGCGUCAGUCUGAUUCGCGCGCUCACCUCCAACAUCACACAGCAGGCCCCGGCGCUUCUCUUGACGUACGGCGGUGGGGCUGGCGGCGGCGACGGCCGUGGCGGGCCUGCCUCACUGAGGGACAGUGUGGCCUUUGCCAAGGCGGCGAAGAUGAUUGGUCGGAGUUACUACCUUCCCGUCCCUGUGCCGUGCGGCGACAGCGUCGUUUCCGACAAAAUUGUGCGGGUGACGGCGGUGGACCCCGCGUCUCCAGAGGGCGUUGUGGUGGAGUGCACCCGCACCUCCGUCGUUCCGCACGCCGAGGAGGACCACGGCGACGGUGCUGCCGAAACCGAAGCCGACGUCGACGCCGAUAGGAGCAACACUGCAGCCUCCGACGCCCCGGCGCGCAAGCGGCCCCGACCGGAGGCCGCACCGCCGAAGUUGCACCACCUUCGCACCUCCGUCGAGCCCUUGACGUUCACUGUCCCUGUUGCUCUGCUGGAGCCAAUCGAGGGCUACGCGGCUGGGAGGGAGGUGGUGGUGCUCGACCCCACCCGUCAGGUGACUAACCCGCGCGACGUGGAAAUCUUCGAGGCGGUUUUGGCGCAAACGCCUGGCAUUGAUUUGCAGGGCGCCGCGGUCUCAACGGUGCCGGUGGGGAAGGACACCUCUUUUAUACUCCUUGGCGUCGUGAACUCGCCGUCAAACCUGGAGAAGCAGUACGGCCCCUGCGCCGUGCUGCGGCGCCACGUGCGACUCGUCACGGUGCGUUCGGGGCGGCGCGGAAGGGGGGCGCACGGACGCCCCGCCGCCGUGCACCACGUGACGAACGCCAACAGUGGCGCGGGGGGCACGCUGGUGGUUCUCGUCCCGUUUGUUUUUACCGCCGCCGAUGAACUGCUGGAGGCGGAGAACAGCCUCGACGCCGCCGCUGCGGAGAAGUUCGAGCAGCAGGUGCGCGACACGAUCGCCGAGAGGAGUGAGGAGCUGGCGAUCAGGCACGACGAGGAGGCCUUCCAUCGGCAGCGGCAGAUGCCGGAGGUGACGGCGGAGGCGCUCGCGCAGGACCGGUUUGCGUACAGCGUACCGAUCGCUCUGCCGACGGCGGAGUCGCUCGCGGGCGUUCGCACACGCCACGCGCGGCUGUUGUGCGCGUCGCCCACCUCCCUGCGGCUGAGCAGGCAGAAGGACGCCCUCGCGCUAAAGCAGCAGCAGCUGGGCCUCGGCAAGUGGGUUGAGGCGAUGCGGACCCGCUACGCGCAGGACAGGGCGGCGGAUGUUGCGUACUGCAAAGGGCUGCAGCUAACGGCGGCCGUGAAGAAGUGA